Molecule: messenger RNA, 1262 nt
Organism: Cervus elaphus (red deer)
Lineage: Eukaryota; Metazoa; Chordata; Mammalia; Artiodactyla; Cervidae
Gene: ODAM
Product: odontogenic, ameloblast associated
Exons: 11
Coding region: 14-850 (278 amino acids)
Source: RefSeq, a predicted model, not a curated record
ACUUCAUCUGAAAAUGAGAACUAUAAUUCUUCUCGGCCUACUGGGAGCCACAAUGUCAGCCCCCCUUAUUCCACAGCGCCUUAUGUCUGCAAGCAACAGCAAUGAGUUGCUUCUGAAUCUUAAUAAUGCUCAGCUUCAACCACUACAGCUUCAGGGCCCAUUUAAUUCAUGGAUUCCUCCUUUCCCUGGAAUUCUACAACAGCAGCAGCAGGAUCAAAUUCCAGGACUCUCCCCAUUCUCUUUAUCAACUCUCGAGCGGUUUGCUGGACUGGUCCCAAAUCAGAUAUUCGUCCCAGGACAGGUUGGUUUUGCCCAAGGAACCCAGGCAGGACAGCUGGACCCCUCACAGCCUCAGACUCCACAGCAGACCCAACGGGGCCCUAAGAAUGUUAUGCCCUCUCUGUUAUCCUUGAAAAUGCCUCAAGAGCAAGCACAGCUGCUUCAGUACUACCCAGUCUACAUGUUCCUGCCCUGGGAACAGCCUCAACAAACAGUCGCACAGUCACCGCCACAAACAAGACUGCAGCUGUUUGAGGAGCAGAUGCCAUAUUAUACUGAAUUUGGAUAUAUUCCACAACAAGUAGAACCUGUUAUGCCAGGAGGACAGCAGCAACCAGCCUUUGAUCCCUUCCUAGGUACAGCUCCUGAAAUUGCUGUGAUGCCAGCAGAAGUGUCACCAUAUUUACAAAAAGAAAUGAUAAAUUUUCAGCACACCAAUGCAGGAAUUUUCAUUCCUUCAACUUCACAAAAACCCAGCACAACAAUUUUUUUUACUUCUGCUGUGGACCCAAUCAUUACCACAGAGCUCACGGAAAAGAAGGCCAAGACUGAGAGCCUCAAGGAAUCAUAAGAUGUUGUCCUAAUUAUUCAAAGUUUAGGAGAAAAAGAUGUGGCAGCACCCUGAGUAUCAUUUUACUUCCUCAAUAUUAAUAUUGAUUCUUUGAAAACUAUGAAAUAUUUUUGGCUCUUCUCCUGAACUUCUUUUUACUUACAAAUAGCAUUAUACACUUUAAAUGUCAUAGAAAAGUAAUACAAUCAUUUAAUAAGCUUAGAUUUACAAAAUUACAUUUCUUUUUAAAUAUACUAUCAUUGCAUAAUCUGGAAAGUAACAACACAGAAUAAAGUGAGUAUCACUGGAUUAAUUGUAUAAGUGCAUUAAUAAAGGAAGGCUCUGGAAAAUGGUGGCAUCGAUGAGAAUAAAGAUAUCCUGUCAUUGGAUUUACAGGUGUGGUGACUGACACUAAUGAGCAAAAGUAUGUUCU